Molecule: messenger RNA, 1129 nt
Organism: Anneissia japonica
Lineage: Eukaryota; Metazoa; Echinodermata; Crinoidea; Comatulida; Comatulidae
Exons: 3
Source: RefSeq, a predicted model, not a curated record
GGCUUGAAGAGUGGUAUGCAAAUGAUGAUGAUGAAGAAAUACAAUCAAGUCUAAAUAAUGAUGUGGACUACAGUACUGGUGCUGUUAAUGAUGAAGGAGAAGACAGUGAUGUAAUAUUGGAAGUCCAGGAAAUUCCGGAUGAACCCUUUGAGAUUGACCAAACAUCUAAAGCCGUGGAUGUACCUAUGCCGGAUACACCAUCUACCAAUGUUCUACCUAAAGGACGAAAACGACGACUGCCAUCAUCCACUCUGGGAUCUAAAAGGGAUAGGACCGUUAAUGCCUUGGCAAAAAAAAUAAAAGAAACUAGUGAUGCCAACUGGAGCAGAAUGUCAUCAAUGUUGGAAAGAAUGCGAAAGGAAGACCAAAAAGAAAGAGAAGAAAUGACAACUCUGAUGAAUACACUAACAUCAGUACUGGAAAGGGGGAAUAAAGACCGUCAGGAGGAAAGGCAAGCAAUGAGGGAGGAAAGGCUAGAGGAACGGCGUGCAAAAGAUGCAAACAUGGCCAGUCUCCUUUCAUUCAUGCAAGCACAACAAUUUAAUCCAGCAACAUAUUAUUACAACAAUCAUCAGUUUAAUUGAUUAACAUGAAAAUCUAAACCGUAAAACUUCUAAUAAUAACCCAUUACUCUAAAAUAUUAACCCACCAUAUAAGUUAAUCUACAAUAAUAAUCCACUUCUGUAAUUACUAGUUAAAGGGCACAUAGAAACAAAUUAUUAUAUCCAUUGGCAUUACAUUUACAGUAUUUUUUUUUUUUUAAUCGAUGAGGGAGGAUGUUUUUUUUUUAAUUAGCAGUUUUACGGUAACUAAACUAUAUAAUUAUAAUACAUUGUUAAAAAGGUUGUUUUAUAUAUAAAAAGUAAUUAAAUGUAGUACAGUUUGUACAGCAUGUUUUUUGUAAAUAAUUGAUGAUUAAUACUUACCUAGUAUUCCUAGUAGUAGUAGGCCAUUGCCUAUCCAACCUUUAAUAUUUAAUUGAUGCAAAACUAGUCGUUUUCAAUGCAUGAGUUGAUAUAGAUAAUCCUACCAGUGUCGUAAUUAAUUUACCAAAACCUUUCAUAAAUAUUUAACUUGAAAUUCCAACAGUAGUAAUAUGUAGUAAAGUCUUAAUUAUUCUAGUAAUGUA